CGAAACCCAUCUUCCAAUUCGCGCGUACCUUGGCGUACCCAGCUUCCCGAUAGGAACUUCAGCAGACCUUGAACAGGGCUGUAACAGCUUCGACCAUCACUGCCCGUUAGGGCUCUCGCGAGCUUCCGACACUCGAUUCUCAUAACGCCCGACGCCCAAUUAUCGUCCCCUUGAAUUGCUCUGGUUUCCAGAUCAUGAAACAGAACGAUUUGAGAAAGCACCACCUAUCCUGACUGCCUGAUUUUGCCCAACCGCUCAGCUUCGAUCAUCUAACCUUCGAGUCGUCCAGGAUCUGUUAUGGAGAAACUCAAGGGCACCAAAACCACCUCUUUGGUGCCCAAAAAGUUUCGAAGUGUACGUGAGAAAAAUGGGACUCAUAGUAGAAACAAAUCUACAGAACCAGGCCCAAAGAGCCGGCCCUUGGGUGACAUGACAUGGCUUUCCUUUUUAAGGCCCGAGUCUGCCAAGCAGGCACUACGAGAAAAAGAAGAGGUGGAAAAGGAGGCUGCAAAGAUUGCCGAAAUCACCAAGCAGUUGGAAGAACUCAACUACACCGAGAUCUCAGAACAAGGGGUCCGAUUCUCACUUAACUCCAAAUUUGCCAAUGGCGAUCUCAACAAAGCGAUCGAGCUCAUACGACUCCAACAGAAGGCUGUUGCUGGGAUCAUACAACCGUACAACCCCAAUAUUAGCAUGCAAGGCGCAGAAAACCGGGGGAAUGUCACCUGCUACCUUGACGCCUUGUUGUUCGCCAUGUUCGCUAAGCUUUCAGCCUUUGAAUGCAUGUUGAAGAACGAUCCGGCAGAUGAAAACCAGCGAAGGCUCGCAGCACUACUUAGGUUAUGGGUCAACAUGCUCAGGAGUGGGAUGUUGAUACACACAGACAUGACCCAGCUCAUUCAGGAAUCUUUGGCGGCCUGUGGAUGGGAGGAGGCCCAGGAUCUCGAACAACAAGACACGUCGGAAGCAUUCGCUUUCAUCACCGAGACCUUGCAAUUACCGCUCCUCGCUCUCCAAGUCGACCUCUUUCAUCAAGGCAAAAAGGACGAAGACGACCAUAAAGUCGUCCACGAGCGAUUACUCAACCUCGCCGUUCCCCCAGAUCCUGAUGGGAAAGGUAUCAAGUUGGAGGACUGCCUUGAAGAGUAUUUCAACAACAAGGUUGACGUUUUCCGGGAUAGUGUGGAGGAAAAGAAGGGGGAUGACGAAAAGGGCCCUCUCCCGCGCGAAACUGUCCGGCUCAUAAGCGAGGAUGAGGAUGGUCAAGCGAGCGACCAAGGCGACAACAGCCCGCAUCUGCAACGAAGAUGGACAACACAAGAUUCGACGACACGCACUCCAGUCUCAAUGCUCGAUGUCACUUCUGCGAGACCCGAGCUACCAGCAGCACCCCGACACCGGUCUACUAGUAUUAUACAGCGUAUCGUGGUGGAGGACAGGAAGCCCCCAUUGGAUGCAGAGAACGAAACUCUGCUCCAGAAGGCCAAAAGAACGAGUUCAACCGUGGUCAAGGCCGUGACGAUACCUGCCUGGCAGUUCUUCAGGUUAAUCCCAUGGCAUGCAACUGCUUCUAACGGUGAGCCAAGUAACGAUGUUGAGGUUGCACGCCAUUUUAACCAGCGGCCGGUGGUCGGCAUCUGCUUGAAGCGGUAUACCAUGACAGAAACCGGCUUCCCGAUUCGACAGAAUACUCUUAUUGACAUCCCUGACUCCAUGCGCCUGCCACACUUCAUGAUGCCAGAUGAUGAUGAAAAGCAGUCCAACGGGUUAAGCCAAGAGUACAAGCUUGUACUGCAGUCGGUCGUCUGCCACCGUGGGGACUCUCUUCACAGCGGACACUAUGUGUCAUUUGCUCGCGUGGCACCGAAACUUCUCACUGACAAUCGCCGAUAUGAACAUGACCCGCCGCCGGAUUACGAGGAGGCACAAUGGGUCAAGUUCGACGACUUGGAUUUGGACAACCGAGUGUCUUACGUCGACGACAUUAGAGACUCUCUUAGACAAGAGAUGCCCUACUUGCUCUUUUACCAGAUCGUCCCGAUGGUGGACGUCACCACAGCCUCUAGUGAUGGGUCUGUUGGCGAGCCACCCUCCUACAACGAGUCGACCACCGUAAUUACCGGUGUACCAGGGACGCCAAGCAUGGAGCCCCUUCCGGAACGGCCGGGCGGGAUGUCAAGGUCGAUUAGUGAUUACUUUGACUCCGCGUCAACCCUUGUACACAACGGUGGCGGUCCCAACAUUCGCUUUAGUACAGAGCUUGAACGGCCCGCACGUCUCAGUCUUGACGACGAUCCGUAUGGAACAGGGAGCGCAGGGCAUUUGAGGGCAGGGAGAUCCAGACGCGGCAGCCUUGCCGUCUCGGAUACCACGGCAACAACAGCCAUCACUCCUAGUGAUGUAGGCGCACCAUCAAUGCUGCCUACUACACCACAGGAGGAGAGUACCGCAACGAGACUCGGCCGGGCAGCAGCGAAGUUCAAGAGCAAAUCCCGACCCGUCAGCCAGGCCGGCGAGACCCGCAUUAGCCUUACCAUGUCGCGAUGGGGCCUGGCGCGGCCCAGUAGGGACACGCUCAACAAGGAUGCCGCCAACGGUGCUGGUAACUCAUCGGAAGGGGGCAGUGAUGAGCAGCAACCGGAUGCCAAGGAGGUUGAGGAUGCGAGUGAUAAGGACCAGAAGGAGAAGAAUAAGGAUAAGGAGAAGGAGAAGGAAGGCCAUCACCACCUACACCACUAUCGGAAGUCUAAGAAGGACAAGGGUAGGGAUAAGGAGGACACGAAAGAGAAGGGCAAGGAUAAGGAAGGCAAGAAGGAGAAGGGAGACAAGUCGGGCAAGAAUAAGGAGACAGGGAAAGAUGGCGUUCCUGAUCGGGAAUGCGCGGUCAUGUGAGGAGCUCUCAGCACACAAUUGGGAGUUUACAUUCGGUUAAUGGUUUUCUUGUUUUUCUCUGGGCGGUAGGGAAUGGACGGACAGGGUGGGGCGGUGCAUUCUCUUGGGCUGGUUGGGUC
Messenger RNA from Neurospora tetraspora, 3011 nucleotides. Its product is annotated as ubiquitin carboxyl-terminal hydrolase-domain-containing protein. Bases 298 to 2892 code for a protein of 864 amino acids. Gene Ontology annotation, molecular function: cysteine-type deubiquitinase activity. The record is from RefSeq and is a predicted model, not a curated record. The transcript has 5 exons. Gene Ontology annotation, cellular component: cytosol; nucleus. Gene Ontology annotation, biological process: protein deubiquitination. NCBI's taxonomy places the organism in Eukaryota, Fungi, Ascomycota, Sordariomycetes, Sordariales, Sordariaceae.